ACAGGAUGACCUAAAAUAGAAACAGGCCAUCUCGCUGUUUAUCGCCCGAUCCCCAGGUUUCUGACUUCUCAGGGCUCUGCUUCGCUUUUUUUUUGAACAGCUGCCACAACAAAUCUACAAUCGAAUAUGCAUGUCGCUCGCGUGGCGCCUCUCCCUUAUAACCUCCACCUAAAUCUCAUCUUUUUACACUCGACACUCCCAACAAAUGUUCGACCAAAGUAUCAUGCUACAAUCAUCCAUUGGUGUCAUCUUUGAUCCUUACAAGGAAAAGGUCAACCCAAGUCAUCUCUAUGUCCGUCAACCCCACGACGCCAUUCAGAUCAUCCAGCUCGUAGAAGCUACACCUCCCCCGCGUCCCACAUCAUCAGACAUCGAUUCCAGCUUCUCUUCGGGUUCAUCAUAUCCUUCUACAUCAGACUCUGAAGACGAAGAGGAUUGCUCAUCAUAUUGCUCCUCUUUUGUCACCCCUCCCCAUCCUUCCCAGGACAGAGAACCUGUCGCUUGGACAGAUGAUACAUACGAUGUUCGCAUGAAACGGAUACAGAAUUGGAGAGAUCAUUCGAUAAAAGCGAUGAGCGCCCCAGCUGAGCCUCGUUCACCUUCGUUGAAACGAAAGUUGAAUCAAAAUCUGACUGAUGAUGAUCUCGCAUCGCAUUGCCCAAAAAGAUCACGUUCUCGGGAUCCUAAUAGCGCAACCAGAUUACUCGGGCAUCCAUGUACCGCGUGCGAUACUCCAUUCUCAUCAAGGCAAAGCCUGCGACAACACGGUCGCACUCCUCAUAUAUCUGAGGCAUGCCGGAUAGCGGUCGAAUACAAUUUCGAAUGACCGCCCACUCCCGUCUCCAGUUUUAUGUACUCUUAUGACGAUCAUGAUCCCAGCAUUCGCAUCGUUGUACGAUAACCCACAAUUAUUUUUUUUAUUCAUGGUAUCGUCCACAUACAUUUUACGCAUAUUGUGUACCACCAACGGAUGAAGUUGAAGCGAUGUUUGUUUCUGUACAUUAUUGAUCACUACAGACCUGACUGACCUGUUAAUUAUACCAUAUUUGCUCGCUAGUACUUCCACACCCAUAGGGUCGAAUAAAUGACUUGAAUGCACAGUUAUGCUAUUUCUCAU
Molecule: messenger RNA, 1117 nt
Organism: Suillus bovinus
Lineage: Eukaryota; Fungi; Basidiomycota; Agaricomycetes; Boletales; Suillaceae
Exons: 3
Coding region: 206-826 (206 amino acids)
Source: RefSeq, a predicted model, not a curated record